Fusarium poae is the source of this 2118-nucleotide messenger RNA. RefSeq lists its product as uncharacterized. Lineage: Eukaryota; Fungi; Ascomycota; Sordariomycetes; Hypocreales; Nectriaceae. The record is from RefSeq and is a predicted model, not a curated record. The coding region runs from base 1 to 2118 and encodes 705 amino acids. Gene Ontology annotation, molecular function: DNA binding; zinc ion binding; DNA-binding transcription factor activity, RNA polymerase II-specific. The transcript has 7 exons. Gene Ontology annotation, biological process: DNA-templated transcription; regulation of DNA-templated transcription.
AUGACAGAAAGCAUUCAGUACCAACCAGUUACAACACGCUCAACAAGAGCGUGUCUGCCGUGUAGGACAAGGAAAGUAAGAUGUGAUGCAUCGCAUCGUGGAGUUCCAUGUACCAACUGUUGCUUGGAUGGGAAAGAAUGCCUUGUUGCUGAACGGAAGUCAAGACGCCAAAUUCCCUGUCUAGACAGAACGGUUCUGCCUCUUGAAGACAACCAAGGAACAUACGCUGCGGUUGAAGCCACGCAGCCACUCGAGACAGCUCAACAACAGCCGAACAAUCCCAAUACAACACCGGACUCUGGAAGUUUUGAAGGCAUAAACAUGGAUUCAUCCAAUACAUACAUCUACAGUAACAUUCAUAGCGCCUCUCGCGAGUCUAUGACCAAAGAUACCGAAAUACCAAGACCUAUUACAGAAUCACAUAUGUGCUAUCAAGACUUUCGCGAAUAUGGGUUUAUUAAACUCGGAAAUAUGGAAACUCUUUCGUCGGAGGACUUGCAUUAUCUGCAAACGCAGCGCUGCUUUCAUCUCCCAAGUAAACUCCUGCUAGAUGAACUCAUCAGGCGUUACCUAUUCUAUGUCCAUCCCCUGCUCCCUAUUCUUGAUGAUCAGUCGUUCUGGUGUAGCUAUUUUCAACCCAGGCAAGAAGGGGGCGUCUGUAAGAGCCAAACUCCACUUCUACUCUUAUGGUGCGCUCUCUUUGCUUCCAGUGGUUUCCUUUCCCCGGCCUCUGCUGCAUCUCUAGGCUAUGGCAACGUGCGGAAUGCACGAACUGGAUUUUACAAGAAAGCCAAGAUAUUAUUCGAUAUUGGAUCAGAAUCCUCACCGGUAAUACUGGGGCAGAGUGCUCUUCUUCUUUCUUUCCAAACAUAUUCGCCCAGAAUUAAAGUCGCCAAAAUCGACAGCCCUAGUAUAAGAUCCAACACGAUCUGGCUCAGGACUGCAAUUCGACAUGCCCAGCAAGCGAAUGUGGAAACAAUAUGUUGUUCUCCGUUAGUUUCCACUAUUGCGUCUCGUAAGGCAGACUCGAUCACCCUGAUCAGACUAUGGUGGUGCUGCAUUCUCCUUGAUAGAAUAAUAGCUCUAGGACAGAGGCGGGAUCUUCUAAUACCCAAACAGUACCCGUUACCGAGUCAUACUUGGUUCGAGGACGAUGUGCCUUGGUCGAAAGCACAAAUGACGGAAAUUAAACAACAUUUUACGGUUCGCCUUAUGCAUGCACUCAAGCUUUGCAUGGUUGCGACGGAUAUUCUCCUACUGGAAUCGUGUCCCCAACAGCUUAAGACCAAGCCGCUACAACAACUCAAAGAGGCUAUGGUGAUACUCGAAGAGAGUGGUAAUUCACUCAAACAGUGGCAUGACGUAGCUAUGCUCGAUAUUCCAGGAUUAGAUGAUAGCCAAAAUACUCUCACGAGCUUCCAGCACCCGCCACUGGCGGCAUUCACGAGGGUGAUAAGGAUAAGCUACAGUGCUGCAAGGCUGUGCGCUGGCCAUCAGGAACUCCUUUUACGUAUAAGUAUUUCAGCUACUAUUUCAGCUACUGGAGAUGAGACCUUGUCUGCUUAUUCGGAUCUGUCUGGAGCAGCCCACGGAAUUCAGAGUGCCAUUCUAGACAUCUCGAAUUGCAUCAUCGAGUUUAUGCAGCUGGGUCUUGUGCCUUACCUCUACAUUGGCAUCGCUGCAUUUGCAGCACUGCCGUAUUUGAUGCAAGUACUAGACUUGAAAAUCACCCGUCGAUCCUGUCCCGAAGUCGAGUUGACGGAUCAAUACCAUCGUCUCUGCAUACUCACUAGAGCUGUGAAAGAAUACCAAGCUCGCUACAACGGCCUGGACCAUUUCGGCGGAACUAUACAGUUUAUCAGCACGAAUUUCCAACUCAUCACUCGAUAUUUACCAGAGAAUGUGAGAAUCACUAGUUGGCAGGAUGUUUUGAUGCAUGACCCUUGUUGCUACAUGAGACUUGCAUUGGCUCUUGAACACUGCUCGAGGACAGCAACGAUUCCUACUGUUGAACAAUUAGCUGAGGAUUUAGAAGGAUCUUUGACCAUACCUCCACCUCAAAAUCUUGAUUCGAAGCAGGGUGACAGUCCGGACGACUUCAUGUCGCUGUCGAGCUAG